GUGAUCGUGUCUCGCUCACCGGUGACUGGCCGUUGCCGUGCUGUCCAUCCAAAUCACUGUGUGGAGUCGUCUUCACCUCUCCUUCCACUUCAACCGCCGCCGCAACCUUUUAACCCGCCGCCUCCCCGCUCGCGGUGAUGCCUCCACAUGUGCUGCCCGCGUCGUCCUCUGCCUCCCCCUCCUCCUCAUCUACCGCAUCGUCCACUCCCACCGCCGUCCGCAGAUGCCGCCCAAGGUGGUCGCCAUCGCCGCGGGCGAGGUCCACACGCUCGCCCUCACGGGUGACGGGGAGGUGUACUCGUGGGGCAGGGGCCCGUUCGGCCGCCUCGGGACCGGCCGCGAGGACGACGAGCUCGUCCCCACCGCCGUGGCGCCGGCGGUCUGCGUCAGCGGUGGGAGGCCGAGGCCCAGGUUCGUGGCCGUCGCCGCCGGGGCCUACCACAGCCUCGCGCUGGACGACGAAGGUUCACUCUGGUCAUGGGGCUACAAUCUCUAUGGUCAGCUUGGCUACGGGGAUCAGAAUUCCCUUUUUCCAUGUUUGGUUGAGCAAUUUCAGGAUCUGGAUCCUCCUGAAACACUGGAUGAUGAAGCCCAGAGCACACAUGAUCUGACUUCUUUGAAGCUGUCUUCUGUCAAAGCUGGUGGCAUGAUGUCUUUUGCCAUAGACAGUUUGGGGGGCCUUUGGAUGUGGGGAAAUUGCCCACAGCAGACUGAUGCUGGAGAGUUUUGUAUCGCAAGUAGCUCUAUUCCACUACCUGUGUGGGAUUUCCAUGGACACACCGUUGUUAAGGUUGCCUGUGGUAAUGAGCAUGUAGUAGCUGCAGUUAGUGCUGGGGAGACCUAUACAGGAGGUGACCUUGUUUGUUAUGCUUGGGGAAAUAACAACCAUGGUCAGUUGGGUCUAGGUGACAAGGAAAGUAGAUCUCGUCCUGUGCUUAUCUCAGCAUUUAGUGAAGAAUCUUCUUGGGAGGUGUAUGAAAUUGCAUGUGGAGCUUCCCACACUGCCGUCCUCACCAAUAAGAAGUCGUUUGACCAGAUAGAAUCUCGGUGCUGGACGUUUGGCCUUGGUGACAAGGGGCAGCUUGGCCAUGGAACCACAGCCACCAUUUGCUCGCCACAACCUGUUGAUGGCUUACCAACCGGAUCCUUCCUUAUAUCUCUUGAUUGUGGAUUGUUCCACACAACUGUAGUCUCCUCUGAUGGAGAGGUAUGGUGCUGGGGAAUGGAGAGAGGUCUUGGGCUGUGCCCAGAUGCUAGCUACUCAGGGGUUGAUGCAGGGGAUGCUCUAUCUCCGAUAAGAGUUCAGUCUCCUGAAACAAAUGGGUUUAAUUUUCUUGGUCCAGUGCAGAUCGCCUGUGGAGCUGCCCACACUGUUCUUGUUGCUGGUGAUGGGUAUAGGAUGUGGGCAUGGGGCAGAGGCCGCAGUGGUGUGCUUGGGAGAGGCCAGACUGCUGACAGCUACAUACCAUGUGUUGUGAUGUGGCCUCCUCUUGGCGAGAACUUCCAGGAGAUUCAUGAGGACCGAACAGAGGCAUCAACGUCAAGAGUGACUGAUCGCACUAGCACUGAGUUGGAGCAGAAGCUAUCUGCUGCCACAGAGGAGUUACAGUUCCUAAGGUCAAAACUGACACUCAUGGAGAGAUAUGCCAACAUACUCCACAUCUCAAUCUUCCGUAAGCCGCUUGAUGAACGUACGCUACCGCGUUCACUUCAGGAAUCUCCCGUCUUUGAUAUCAGAAAGGAAUUUGAGAAUAUAUUGGAUGCAGCAGACACUGAUGAACUCAAUCGUUUGGAGAUCUUCUACCGCAGCAUGCUUUCUGGCGUGAAAGACAAGCUUCUGAAGCGAAGAGUCCAAGAGAUGGUCCAACAAUGCAUUAUCUCACUCUCAGCAGGGAGGCAAACCCCUCAAGAUCAGUGAAUUGUAUGGCUAUACUUACAAAACUGCAAGUUACUACAGUAUCACCACAUUUGGUGUCAUCAGAAUUGCAAUAAGCCCUGUUUAUACUAACCCACUGUUUCGUCUGUUUCUUCGUGUAUAUAUAGCGAGGCACUAAAUCUAUCCUGGCAUCAAGAUCAUCACCUGGUCGACCAUUAGACUAAAAUAGCUGACUGACAUGUAAACGCGUUACACAUAUGUUGUUUAUGAUGUCCUUUAUAUUAUAAAUGCAUCCUGCAUAAAUUGAAUCAUUUGUAAAGGGUCUCGCUAUGGAUUGAUGUAGACGAGCAGGAUCAUAUGGUUAAAGUGUUGAGAUUUGCAAUUGUGGAUCUGCAAUUUUUAUGUUC
Molecule: messenger RNA, 2283 nt
Organism: Setaria italica (foxtail millet)
Lineage: Eukaryota; Viridiplantae; Streptophyta; Magnoliopsida; Poales; Poaceae
Product: ultraviolet-B receptor UVR8
Exons: 5
Coding region: 224-1918 (564 amino acids)
Source: RefSeq, a predicted model, not a curated record